Molecule: messenger RNA, 405 nt
Organism: Engraulis encrasicolus (European anchovy)
Lineage: Eukaryota; Metazoa; Chordata; Actinopteri; Clupeiformes; Engraulidae
Product: C-type lectin domain family 4 member E-like
Exons: 3
Coding region: 1-405 (134 amino acids)
Molecular function (GO): signaling receptor activity
Source: RefSeq, a predicted model, not a curated record
AUGGCUGUCAGCUUUAAACAGUUUUCCUUUUCAAUCCUAGUUGGAUGGAGUAGUUUCCAGUCUAGCCUGUAUUUCUUCAGCAGAGGACGUGCGAGCUGGUAUACCGCUCGAGUGGACUGCAGACAGAGAGGAGCUGACUUGGUGAUCAUUUCCAGUCUUCAAGAACAGGUCUAUCUUUCUAGACAACGAUACUAUACAGCCUGGAUUGGUCUGACAGACAGAGAGACAGAAGGGGUGUGGAAGUGGGUGGAUGAGACUCCACUGACAGUUGGGUACUGGAUGCAAAGUCAGCCUGAUAACUGGAGAGGUAGGGAAGACUGUGCCCACCUUCACAGAUAUAGGAGGAGGUGGAACGUUGAGGACUGCAAUGAACAUCUUAGUUGGAUCUGUGAGAUGAAAGUUUAA